AAAUUAAGUACUUCAAAAUAGUUCACUAAGCAAACAUAUUCUAAAAUGGGUUCAAAUAGUGCUGCAUCCAUUACCAUUCUCAUCCUCUCCCUUAGCAUCUUCUUCUUCACCACUCUUAGCUCCGCCCAAGCACCGACUGUGUCACCAUCAUCACCACCAUCACCACCACUACCACCACCACCACCACCACCACCACCGAUUUGUCCUAAUUUACGUAUCUGUGCCUCUCUGUUGAAUGAUUUCGCACGUGUUGUAGUUGGCUCUCCACAAUCUGAGCCUUGUUGCUCCCUCAUUGCUGGUCUUGCAGAUGUGGAUGCUGUUGUGUGCCUUUGUGCAGCAGUCAGGGCUAAUGUUGGGGGAAUAAACAUUAAUAUUCCCGUAAAGGAAAUAUUAAGGGUUUGUGAACGUAAUGCUCCCAAUCUCGCUGCAUGUGCAUAACUUAUAUUAUGCGAUAUAUGGACGAUUCCUAUUAUACUGGCCUCUAGUCCUUAUUAUAAUAAAAAGUUUACUUUUUAAGUUUAUAUAAUAUUUGAU
Trifolium pratense (red clover) is the source of this 534-nucleotide messenger RNA. Its product is annotated as pEARLI1-like lipid transfer protein 1. The record is from RefSeq and is a predicted model, not a curated record. The coding region runs from base 46 to 438 and encodes 130 amino acids. NCBI's taxonomy places the organism in Eukaryota, Viridiplantae, Streptophyta, Magnoliopsida, Fabales, Fabaceae. The transcript has a single exon.